Fonticula alba is the source of this 264-nucleotide messenger RNA. RefSeq lists its product as hypothetical. Lineage: Eukaryota; Rotosphaerida; Fonticulaceae. The transcript has 2 exons. Bases 1 to 264 code for a protein of 87 amino acids. The record is from RefSeq and is a predicted model, not a curated record.
AUGCUCCAGCUGACGGCCACCCCGGCCCCGAGCCCGGCCGCCUGCCACGCGCCUCUUCGACUCGCCGGCUGCUCGGUCCCCCUCGGGCUCGUGCCCCUCCCGGCCCCGGGGGUGGCCUGGCCCAGCGAGGCCCGGGGCUUCUUCCGCCACGCCGGCGCCCUGCCCUUCGCCCUGGGGCCGCUGUUCCGGGCCCCGUCCGGGCCUCGCCCGGCGUCUCCGGGCCGACGCGCUGCCCUCCCCGGCGUGCUGCCUUGGGCAUCCUGA